This is a messenger RNA of Priapulus caudatus, 358 nucleotides long. RefSeq lists its product as uncharacterized. Bases 20 to 358 code for a protein of 112 amino acids. The transcript has 3 exons. The record is from RefSeq and is a predicted model, not a curated record. NCBI's taxonomy places the organism in Eukaryota, Metazoa, Priapulida, Priapulimorpha, Priapulimorphida, Priapulidae.
UUGCCCCGACGACGCGGAGAUGCCGGUCGAGGCCAGUGGCGCCCCCUUGCGGCCGGAUAACGCGUAUGUGUUUGUGAACACGUGGGCGGAGUGCGAGGCAAUCAUCAGCCAACACAAGAAGGAGGUCGGGGUGGAAUACAACGUCUAUUCGAAGGACAGGAACUUUGGGAGAGACGACUGGAAGAAGAACGUGGGGAAGUGUCGGGUGCACUGGUGUCUGCGACGGAGGAAGGAGGACGGACAGAACCAGGACAGCACGCGUAAGACCGUCAUCAUCGACGGUGAUGGCGUGCCCUUCCUCUACCUCGGCGAGAAGGUUCACAUGUGUGAGUACAGCUUUUGCUGCUACUGCAAUUAA